CGCCUUCCCGGUACUGUCAGAAAAAAGAAGUGAAGAACAAAAUACGCAGCUUGUACAGGAGUACCUAAAAGAAUUUUAUGAGCUAGAAAAUGAACUGAUGCCACGUGCCAGGAAAAGCAGCGAUCCCUUAGUGGACAAAAUCCAACAAAUGCAAGAAUUUUUGGGGCUAAAUGUGACUGGAAAAGCAGAUGCUGACACAUUAGCUCUCAUGCAGCAACCAAGAUGCGGUGUGCCUGAUAUUGCUAGCUUCGUUUUGGCUCUUCCUGGAUGGAGUAAAACCAAACUUACAUACAGGAUCUUGAAUUACACACCUGACAUGAAGGCAGCUGAUGUGGACACAGCCAUUGAAAGGGCAUUUAAUGUCUGGAGUUCAGUGACUCCCCUGACAUUCACAAGGAUUCAUGAAGGGACAGCAGACAUAAAGAUUGCGUUUGCAACUGGAGUACAUGGCCGCUGUCCUCGGCCCUUUAAUGGGCCCCUGAAAGCUAUUGCACAUGCUUUCCCACCAGGCAAUCCCUUCCGUGGAAACGUCCACUUCAAUGAGGAUGACAACUGGAUUGAUGACUCAGUCAUGGAAGCGAAUGAUGCACCACAUCUAAUAAGAUUCAACUUGUUCCUUGUCGCUGCACAUGAGAUUGGCCAUGCGCUUGGACUUGCACAUUCUAGUGACCCACUAGCACUGAUGUUCCCAUAUUAUAAGCCCACUAUCUCUCUUGAUUUUCCUCUCACCCAAGAUGAUAUUGAUGGGAUUCAAGCCAUCUACGGACCUUCACUUACCCCACCAAAGAAGCCAGCUAAACCAACAUUGCCUAAGGCCUGUGACCCAAAGAUAUCAUUUGAUGCUGUCACCACACUGAGAAGGGAAGUCAUGUUCCUAAAGGGCAGAUACUACUGGAGAGUAUAUCCUAGUCUUUCUGAAGUUAGUCAUGAAUUAAUUUCCACCUUUUGGCCUUCUCUACCAUCUAACAUCCAAGCAGCUUAUGAAAACAUGAAUGAUCAAGUUCUCUUUUUCAAAGAUAAUCGCUUCUGGGUUCUAAGUGGUUUGCAGAUGGAGCCUGGCUACCCCAAAACUAUUGACCAUUUGGGUUUCCCACAGAAUAUUAAGAAAAUUGAUGCUGCUGCUUUUGAUAAGAAUACUGGGAAAACAUAUUUCUUUGUUGGUAACCAAUACUGGAGGUACGAUGAAAACAGCCGAGCCAUGGACAAGGAGUAUCCAAGGAAAACAAGAGCAGAUUUUCCUGGAAUUGGCCAAAAGGUUGAUGCUGCUUUUCAGCAUAAUGGAUUCUUCUAUUUUUUCCAUGGGUCAAAGCAGUGGGAGUUUGACCUAAAUGAUAAACGGGUGACUCGUGUAACGAAGAGCAACAGCUGGCUUAAUUGUUAGCAACUCGGUAUUUAAUAUGGAAAGAAAAGUAUUCCGAGGGUGCAUUUUAAAGGACCUAUUUAAUGUACCCUAGCUGCAAAACAAAAUGCUUUAAAAAUAGGAAUAGCUGAAAUUACUUUUUUAUUAUUAUUAUUAUUUUCAGAAUAAGAGAGGUACAGAAUGAAGAGGGGGAGAUACAGAGUCAAAGGAACAGUAAGAUUUUGCACUACAAGAGUUAUUAAAAUACAGAGUAUACAAAGCAUAUCUUAAUCAGAGUUAAUCAAUGUUAAAGUGAAGAAUACAUAUACCAUUCCAGCUACUGUGUAUUUUCACAUUUACCUUCACAAACUAAAUACGUCAUGCAAUCUACCUCAUCAUUAAUAUUUGACCAUUUCCAUCUUUUCAUAGCCUUGUAUUCAAUAUUUAGCAAUGUAUCAGUAUACAAUCUUAUUCAGAUUUCUAAAACUUAAACAGGGAUACACAAAGAAAGAAGGGGGGAGGGAAAAGUUAAUAAAGACAAAAAAAAUUCAACUUAUCGCUACAAGAGUUCUUAGAAUACAGAGUGCACAAAAACCUAAUCAUUUCCAAUAUUUAUCCACAUAGCAAUAAAAUUGCAACUAUUAAGUCCCAUUACUAUAUACUACGCAUACUUAGCACCUCCCACCUCCUUCCCCAUACUUAAUAGUACAAAAAUUAAUAAUCAAAAAGGAAAAACUCCUCAUUCCAUUAUUGCUGCACUAUUUCAUCUUAUCUCUUUAUGUAACUGAUUAAUAAAGCAAUCAUUUCUACUUAUCCCUAAUUUUAUCAAUGUUUCCAUAUCU
This is a messenger RNA of Eublepharis macularius, 2181 nucleotides long. RefSeq names its product matrix metalloproteinase-27-like. Lineage: Eukaryota; Metazoa; Chordata; Lepidosauria; Squamata; Eublepharidae. Gene Ontology annotation, molecular function: zinc ion binding; metalloendopeptidase activity. The record is from RefSeq and is a predicted model, not a curated record. Bases 98 to 1381 code for a protein of 427 amino acids. Gene Ontology annotation, biological process: extracellular matrix organization; collagen catabolic process; proteolysis. The transcript has 11 exons. Gene Ontology annotation, cellular component: extracellular matrix.